AUGGCGGAGGAUGUGAUGGUGGUGCAAGGCGAAAGAUCCAAUGAUGGGGCAGUAGAGCAAUGUCGAAGGAGUUGUAGAAUUAUGAUGGUUGUUGCACUUGAAAAGGAAGCAUUUGAAGGUUUUGGAGAAGUAUUAAUGCCUGAAAAGAUUAAGAACAAGUUCCGCAGCUGCACCGCGUUGCAUAAAGGCACAAUGAGUCUCCUAAGCAUGUCUGGUAGACUUCCAGUCAUGGUGAUGUCGGAUUUGUGCAGGAUGAGCUCAGCUGAUAAAAAGGAUUGCCAGUUUGAUCAUGGGGGAUAUUUCAUAAUUAAGGGUGCUGAGAAGACAUUCAUUGCACAGGAGCAAAUAUGCCUCAGAAGACUUUCAAUAUCCAAAGACCCAACUUGGACAGUCACAUAUCUCUACAUAAAAUUAACCUCCAAAACCGAGAAAGUCUUGGGAGCCGACAAAAUACUCACGGUCUACUUUUACGUAACUGAAAUCCCAAUAUGGGUUCUCUUCUUUGCUCUGGGCGUCACAAAUGACAAGAAAAUAGUAAAAAUGAUUAAUAUCGGUACGGAAGAUUCUACCAUUGCUAACAUACUCAUCGCUUCUAUUUACGAGGCCGAUAUAAGGUUCGAAAGUUUUCGCAAAGAGGGAAAUGCCGUAAAGCACAUAAGCAAUCUCAUGAAGGGAUGUAAAUACCCACCCGAGGAGUCUGUGGAGCAAUGUAUACAAAAUUACUUCUUUCCCAACCUUUGCAGCCUUAAGCAGAAAGCUUCUUUUCUUGCAUAUAUGGUUAAAUACCUCUUGGAAGCUUACAGAGGGCUCCGUAAAACUGACAACAGAGAUGAUCUUAAGAAUAAGAGGUUAGAAUUGGCCGAAGAAGAGAAGGAUGAAGAAAUCGGUCGCGACCGAGCAAAGAGCACGAAGGCCAGUCCACCACUGCCGCAAAGUACGACUGACACCGGUUCAACAGAAACAACGACGGCAAACUCUGACGAUGAGAAGCUCGGCUUCUUCUCGGACUUGCUAUGGGUGAACGUUAUUGUCCCAACAAGAAACCCAAGUUCUCAAGGAUUUGAUGAUUAUCACAAUAUGAGCCUUUUAGUAAAUAUCAACAGGUUGGAGGGAGAGAUUCUUGCCACGACUUCCACUAUGGAGCAGCAACAUAAGAAAAUUACGGAUCGG
Molecule: messenger RNA, 1170 nt
Organism: Striga asiatica
Lineage: Eukaryota; Viridiplantae; Streptophyta; Magnoliopsida; Lamiales; Orobanchaceae
Source: the annotation of a GenBank genome assembly